Molecule: messenger RNA, 1296 nt
Organism: Paramecium sonneborni
Lineage: Eukaryota; Ciliophora; Oligohymenophorea; Peniculida; Parameciidae
Source: the annotation of a GenBank genome assembly
AUGUAGGAUUCAAAUUCUUUAUUAAAAGCUAAGAGAGAUUAAUUAAGAGUAUAAAUUAGAAGGGAUUAAUUGGAAAAUGUAUUUAGAUCUAAAAGAGUGAUUGAUAACAAAGAUUAAUCUACUAAAUAUUAGACUAUUCAUUAAGAAUUAAUAUAAAAUAUUGAAAGAUAAUCAAAUAAACUUUUAUAAGAUAAAAACUUAAUGAAAGAACUUUUUGAAUCGAAUGAUAAAAUGGCUUUAGUAAUAUUAGCAAAUUCUUGUGCUUCUGAAUCAGAUUAAACUAUUUAUACUUUGAUAAAUGAUUAUUAAAUUCAUAUGUACUUUAUGCAAAAGCUAUAAUUGAAUAAUGAUGAAGAUAUAAGAUACAGAUGUUAUUUUGGUUUAGCCAAUAUAUUAUACACUAAUUCAAAAAUAGCCAGAUCUAUUAAGAAAUAAUUAUUUAAUUAAAAUAUACUUGCUGAAACAUAAAAGUCUUUAUAAAAUUUAAAAUAAGAUUAGAUUGAACAUAUAAAUGCUGUCUUUAGGUUAUUAUUUGGAUUAUUUGAUAAAAUAAAUGAUUGUAAUUGCAGUGAAUUAAUUAAGUAAUCAUAAAUAAUUGACAUUUGUAUAAAAGUAAUUGAUUUAAUGGAUACUAGAUUAAGUUUAGCAGCUUUAGUUUUAAUAAAGGCUAGUGAAUUAUGUGAAGGAUUAUUAGAAUUAUUUGAUGAUGAAAAAUUGAAAUAUUUAUUAUCAUGUACUGAAUUAUAGGAUGAUAAAUAAACUUGUUAAAUAUUAAGAUUAAUUGAUGAAUUAUUUUUAAGAUCUGAUGUUACACUCAUCAUUUCAUGUUUAGAUAAUCUAAAUUUAGAUUCAGUAAUUAAAUCAGCUCUAUCUUAAGAAGAUAGUUAUUCUUGUUAAGCUGCAUUAGAUUUAAUUUAUCAUAUGGCUAUUAAAAAUAAUGAAACUAUUCAAUCUUUUGCAUAUUUAUUAUAUGAUGAUGUUAUUAAAUUGCUUAGAACAACCAAAUCUAAACGAUCAAUUGAUAUUUGUUUGAAAAUACUAUCUGAAUUAAUUUAAUCAUAAAUUCUUAAAACUGAAAUAAAUACUUUAAAUGAAUUCAUUUUUGAAAUCUGUGAAGAGAGAUAUGCAUAUUUUGAUUAUUAAAAUUGCCAUUUAGCAUUAGAAGUUCUUAUGGAUUUAAAAGAACACUAUGGAAUAGAUAUUCCGAAUGAUUAUAAAAAGAAAUUAAAAUAAUGGAGAGGUAUCGAACAUGAGUAACUUGAAGAAUUGAUUUCUUUAAUUUUAGAUGCUGAAUGA